GUUGAAUUGGAAAUGGAAAAAUAUAAUUAUCGCCACGUAGGUAAAUAAUUCUAGGAAAAUAUUUAAAGAAAAAUAAUUAUUUAUUCAAAAACAAAAAUCAAUAUAAAUAUUUCAUGGUGGUGUGAAUGACAGCUAGAAAUUGUAUAUAAAAUUUAUGAUAAAUAAAUAUAUUAAUGUUUUAAUUAAACGAUACAAGAUGACGAAACCACUUUUGAUGAGUUUUGAUUUCGAUCAUACAAUAAUUGAUAAAAAUAGCGAUAUUGUUAUUCGUGAAUUGCUUCCAAAUGAAUAUGCAGAGACUAUUAAAAAAUUGUAUAAGUCAUGCGAUGGUUGGACAAUGCUGAUGAAAAAUAUAUUUGAAUUAUUAUACAGCAAUAAAAUAACUAAAGAUGAAAUAAACAAUACAAUAAAUAGUAUUCCUGCUGUACAAGGAUUUGAAGAGCUUUUAAAAAAUUUAAAUUCAAAUAACUGUGAAGUUAUUAUUAUCAGCGAUUCAAAUUCUGUAUUUAUAGAAAAUUGGUUAAAAUAUAGACAAUUAGAUCAUACUGUUAAUAAAAUAUUUACAAAUCCUGCUUGGUUUGAUGACAAGGGUUUAUUAAAUAUUGAACCGUAUCAUCAACAAAAUUGGUGUACCUUAAGUGAAAAAAAUUUAUGCAAAGGGUAUAUUUUAGAAAAUUAUAUUAAAGAAAGAAUUGAAAUUGGAGUAAGUUUUGAUAAAAUCGCAUAUGCUGGAGAUGGUAAAAAUGAUUUAUGUCCAAUUUUAAAAUUAUCUGAUAAAGAUAUUGCAUUUCCUCGACAAGACUAUCCAAUAAUAAAACUAUUGAAUGCUCCAGACACUAAAAAAAAUGUUAAAGCCCAAGUCAUUCCAUGGAAAACUGGUACCGACAUUUGGAAUGCACUUGUUAGUAAAAUUAAUCUAUAAAUAUACAAUGCUUUUUAUUAAUUAAUAUUUAUUAUAAAUUAAGUAAUAAAUAGUAUUCGAUUCUCAGACAAUAAAGUAUCAAUCUAAUUAAAUAAUUUAGUACAAAAACUUAAUUAUUAUUAUAAUUUUUGUUAAUUAUUUAUUGCAUAAUUUUAAGUUUAAUAGUUAAAUUUAUUUUGUGUCUUAAUUAUUCAACCAUAGGGGAGAAUUACCGCUUUUUUACUACUUUCGGUCCAGUUGUGAACACUCGAAAAAUUUAUAUAAAAUAAUUUAAAAGACGCAAUUAUAUAAUUAAUUUUUCAAAUAUAUGGAGAGAUAAUUCUACCACACUGUUAUAAUGGAAAUUUUAUUUUAUACUUUUUGAUUAAUUAAAAUAAAAUAUUAAAUGAUCAAAAAUGGA
Messenger RNA from Microplitis demolitor, 1322 nucleotides. RefSeq names its product pyridoxal phosphate phosphatase PHOSPHO2-like. The record is from RefSeq and is a predicted model, not a curated record. Gene Ontology annotation, molecular function: phosphatase activity. The transcript has 3 exons. The coding region runs from base 155 to 922 and encodes 255 amino acids. Lineage: Eukaryota; Metazoa; Arthropoda; Insecta; Hymenoptera; Braconidae.